Vollenhovia emeryi is the source of this 4063-nucleotide messenger RNA. RefSeq names its product zinc finger protein 420-like. Lineage: Eukaryota; Metazoa; Arthropoda; Insecta; Hymenoptera; Formicidae. The transcript has 7 exons. The record is from RefSeq and is a predicted model, not a curated record. The coding region runs from base 115 to 3573 and encodes 1152 amino acids.
GCUCUUCGUGAUCGCGGGACCGAGUUGCUCCUUGGUUAGGUCACUGGCUGCGCCUUUACACUUGGUACUUCGGAACAUGAUUUCAGUGAUCAAGUAGUCGACGUGCCGAACAAAAUGGACGUUGCCGGCGAUCUGAAUCUGCAGUGGGUGGGAGACGUGGAGCUUCACGGAGAGGUGAUAUGCGGCCUGGAGGCGCAGCUGGUCGCGUCGGAGGAGGAGGUGAUCGGCGCCUGCGAGGAGGUGGCGGUGGAGGAGACCGUGGAGUCGGUUCCCGACGUGACGCCCACCGCCGACUCCGAGAUACUGAUGGUACCCCAGUCCAACGACAUGGAGUCGAUCUACAUAGUGCCGCAGGAUCAGGGCCAUGAUUAUCUCAACAUACAAGUCACCGAGGAGGUGAUAGCUGACAACUGGGACCGGUCCGGUCCAGACGAUGGAGUCGAGAUCCCAGAUGCUAAGAUGACUCAGGACAAUCUGCUGGAGUACGACGACAUGGAGAUACCGUUGCCGAUCGACCAGGACUCCUACCAGAACGCCCGGCCGUAUCCGUGCGACUUCUGCAGCCGCAGGUUCCGAAAGAAGGCGAACUUGAUGAAUCACAUCGUUGCGCACCAGACGGACCGGCCGUACGGCUGCAACCUGUGCGGGUCCCGCUACGUGCGCAAGUGCGAUCUGAACAAUCACCUCAAGGUCCACGCGUACCCGCCGUCGCAGGACGGCCUCGAGGAUGACCUGAACGACGAGGAUCCGUUGAUCACCGAGGAGGAGGAUGUGACGACCGGUGGCAAUAAAGGCAGGCGCAAGAAGGUGCAAUCGAGCGCGCCCCGCAAACGAAAGAACAACACCGCCGCCAGCGUGCCGAAGCGCAACAUCGCGGAGAUCAAGAUGGAGAUGGGCAAGUAUGUGCAUAAAUCAGACGUUUACGAGCACGCGCUAUCCUUGUACGAGAACGUGCUGACCGAUGGUUGUCUCACACCCAGUGGCAAUUACGCGUCCGGCUCGAGGUGGCAAAUAGAGGAGAUGUCGUCCGUCACGGGCAGACAACAGCCGCAACCGUGGCCCAUUACGGACGCAACGAAACCGUACGUCUGCCAGUCGUGCGGCCUCGCGUUUGCAAGGGAGAAAGCUCUCGCAUCGCACGCACGCGUCCAUGGUGGUGACAGUCCAUUCGAGUGUACCUCGUGCGGGGACAUGUUCUGGGACGUCAACAGUCUACGGGAGCAUGUACGCAUCAAACACGGCGGCGCUAUUCCCCAGCAGGUAUCCGAUGCAGAUGAGUUUGAGAAUGACGCCGCUUACACGGCUGACAACGAGAGGAUUACCGAGUUUUAUUGCAAUACCUGCGGGGUACCGUUCCACCGUUUGGAUCUACUUAAACGCCAUCAGAAAAUUCACAUAAAGCCGGAGACGGACACACUGGAGAGUUCCAGUCAGCAUCAUAUGUGCAAUGUUUGCGGAGAAGAGUUCGAGGAGGCUCUAGCGUUGUUGGCACACGCCGAACUUCACGCUUCAAGGUCUCCUAGUCGUCGCUGCCUGUUGUGCGGGGCGAGAUGCCGUGACGAAGCAGAAGUCGCAGAGCACGUGCGGCAGAAUCACGCUGAGGAUGCGCCGCCAAACACAUGUACGCAGUGUGGAAAAACGUGCAAGGACAAACGCAGCUUGCUGAAGCACUCCUGGAUACACAACGUGGACAAAACUUUCGGUUGUACAAAGUGUUCGAAGCGCUUUCACAGUAAAGCUCGUUUACGAAGACACAUGAUGUCACACCGCAACAAAAUGGUAGCAUGCGACGAGUGCGGCGAGGAGUUUCCCGACGGACGGGCUCUCGUGAGCCAUCGUCAUUCUCACAACAGGGAACUGGGCGGUCGUUCUUUCCCGUGUCGUGAGUGCGGCAAGACCUUUGGCAGUCGUAGCUCGCAGCAGAUUCAUAUACGUAUUCACACCGGCGAGAGGCCCUAUGGUUGUCGAUUCUGUUGGAAGGCUUUCGCCGACGGCGGCACUUUGAGGAAACACGAGCGCAUUCAUACCGGCGAAAAGCCAUACGGAUGCGCGAUCUGUCCUCGGGCAUUUAAUCAAAGAGUGGUUCUCCGGGAACACGUGCGCGCCCAUCAUUCCGGUCCAGAUCCGAAAUGCGUGGGCAGUUUAACGCCAUAUUUGUGUAAAGUAUGUGGCGAAUCAUACUCGACGUCCGAGAAAAUAGUGGCACAUAUAGUGCAGCAUUGUGACGAUAAUACUGCGUUGAGGCGCCAGCCACAGACUGGGCCGCGCAAGUAUAAGAGAAGACGCAAGACGAAAUCUAUCGAGACGAAUACAGUAGCGCGUAGAGACGAGUUUACCUACGACUUGAUGGAAAAUAGCAGUGGUACCGGCGGCGGUGCCGGUAGCGCUACCAUCGGCGGUAUCGGUGCAAGCGGUGGCAUCGGCGCCGGGACUGGCACUGGUACUGGCGGUUCCGAUUCGGAGGACAACACCAAGCGAAAGCUCGGCAAGAAGAACAAGCAACAUCGAACGAACGUGGAGGAAGGCUAUCAGAACGUGCUGAAAAGUUUUGAAAGCUCUCUACAGAACAUAAACUCGAUUGUGAGUAAUUCCAAGUUGAACGCAUCGAAAUCGAAGCUCUCGAAGAAGAAGCUGCGUAAGGAGGAGAAGAAGCAGGAGGGGCAGGCAUCGAAUCAGUCGGGCCGGCCGAAGAUGAUCCACACGCAGAAGACGCGGGUCCCGGUGGAGGUGGGUAGCGACGGCGCGAAGAAGGGCCAGAAGACGAAGACAAUGGUGACCCGGACGCCGAAGGUGAUGCCGAACGAGCACAAGUCCGGCGUCUUUCCGGGCGGCGAGCGAAAUCGACCGCGCACAAAGAACGUUAGUUAUCACGUUGAAGGUAAAUCGCAGCUCGCGCCGGCGACGUUCCCGACCAAGUCGACGAAGGAGAACGCGUCUACGGUGUCGGCGCAGCAGUUACUGAGCAUCAAGCAAGAGCCAGGCGUGCAGAAGGCCGCGGGUGACAGUCACAGGAACAACAAUGGUAAUAUCCUGGCCCUCGGUAAAACUCAGGCGUCGUCGAACAAGAGAAAAUCGUCAUCGGCCACCGCGAAGAGGACCACCAAGAGACAGAAGCAACCAGUGGUGAAGCAGGAAUUGAACACGCUCGCAACAAACGCGGGAGCACAACAGCAGCAGCAGCAGCAGCAGCAGCAGUUUCAGAUACGAAAUAAUAACAACAAUACCAUGGAGAACAGCGGCGAUCCGGCACGACUGAUGGAUCACGCAGUGGACGGCAGUAAUCUGGAAGUAGCUUUCGAAGCGAGCGUUGUUACCGCUCCGGACGAUGAGGAGGAGAGCAUAUUGCCGCACAACGUUGUGCAGGAGAUCAGCAAACGGGACAACGUUAAGCUCAGUGUCAAGGUGGAGUCGGCGUCGCAAGCGAGGAUGAUGACCGUACAUAGUGUUAUAGCGCCGGUGGACGAUGUCCCGGAAACGAUAAUACCGGACACGGUGGAGUACACGUGCGAGAUGUGCGCCGCGGUGUUCUCCAGCCGUGCCGAGUUACUGGUGCACGUGCCGAUACACAUUUGAUUUAAUAAUUUGUCCGAGCCGAGGAGCGGCGCGGAGGUUUGUUCUUCUUCUUUAAGUAUAAUUGUUUAAUCGAAUCGCAUAGUUGUUCAUCUCGGAUGAGGUUUUGCCGUUUUGCAGGCGACGACAAUCGUUGAGUUCCCUCUAUCACCGCUAUCUUCAGCACUUACUUUUUCCCUUUUUCCAUGUACUUUUUAAUUCUUCGAUUGCUUUGGCGUACGACAAAUGUAAUUGCCUAACGCUCGUAACGCUCUUGGAAUCAUCCCUGUUGCUCACCAAGUGUUAACUAAGGUCGAAUAAUGCGAGCGUUGUGAGUGACAGAUGGAACGCACUUAUCGUGGAUGACUCAAGUUUAAUUUCUUUUUUCAAAGGACAAAUUUUUAUAUGGAUAAAUGACCGUACCAAACUGACAGAACGGACAUGUUCGGCACCAUGAAUUGUAUGUAUAAUAAUACACGUAUAUGUGUAUGUGUUUGUAUAUAUACAGAGUGUA